UCCGGACGUACGGCAUCUGCACGCAGGGGCUCCGAGCAGAACUUGAGUUGUCAUGGGUCGUAACGAUGCUCACCGUCUCUGGAGGAAGAGAACAGACGACAUUCGCAAUGUGUUCGACUUCAUGGAGGUGCUGGGAUCGGGUGCCUUCUCAGAGGUGUUCAUGGUGAGGGAGAAGAAAACGGGGAAGCAGUUUGCACUCAAGUGUGUUAAGAAGCAACAUCUGCAUGCAAAGAACUUGGAAAAUGAAAUCACUGUGCUGAGGAGGAUCAAACAUGAAAAUAUCAUCGGUCUGGAAGAUUUCUACGAAAGCGACACUCAUUAUUACCUUGUCAUGGAGCUCGUUUUGGGCGGUGAGCUGUUCGACCGGCUCUUGGAUCGUGGAACAUACACAGAAAAAGAUGCCAGCCAUGUUAUCCGGCAGGUGCUCCAAGGUGUCAGCUACCUGCACAGGAACAACAUUGUCCACCGUGACCUGAAGCCGGAGAAUCUGUUGUACUACAGCCAGGACGAGAAUUCGAAGAUCAUGAUUAGUGAUUUUGGUCUCUCCAAAAUAGAGGACAAUGGCAUUAUGUCUACAGCUUGUGGCACACCAGGAUAUGUGGCCCCUGAGGUCCUGGCUCAGAAACCAUACAGCAAGGCUGUGGACUGUUGGUCUAUUGGAGUCAUCACUUACAUCUUGCUGUGUGGAUACCCACCUUUCUAUGAAGAUAAUGAAAGCAAGCUCUUUUGCAAAAUUAUAAAAGCGGAGUAUGAAUUUGACUCACCAUUCUGGGAUGAUAUUUCUGCAUCCGCAAAGGACUUUAUUCGGAAUAUGAUGCAAAAGAACGCUAAACUGCGCUAUACCUCAGAGCAGGCGCUCAGACAUCCCUGGAUAAGUGGAAACACAGCAAGAAGCCAGGAUAUCUACCACUCCUUCAGGAAGCAGAUCCAGAAGAAUUUCGCUAUGUGCAAGUGGAGGCAAGCCUUUAAUGCAACAGUGGCCAUCUCCCACCUGAAGAAGCUGCAGCUGGCCCAAUCUGGGCCCACAAACCCCAGAGCGAACGUGCUCUUGCCAGAUAUUCAGAUUAGUGACCUGUCCUCCCCUGUUAUAGCAGGCCAGCGACUCAAUGCCAACUUGGAACAUAAUGGAAACCUGACAGGCAGUUGUGAGAGUGAGAAUGAUCUGAUGGUCAACUAUGUUAAAUACUGCAGAAAGGUCUACAAGAAUGAGGUGAGGGACACUGCCCUAGCAGGUCAGAGCUUCUGA
Molecule: messenger RNA, 1246 nt
Organism: Scleropages formosus (Asian bonytongue)
Lineage: Eukaryota; Metazoa; Chordata; Actinopteri; Osteoglossiformes; Osteoglossidae
Product: calcium/calmodulin-dependent protein kinase type 1D-like
Exons: 12
Coding region: 53-1246 (397 amino acids)
Biological process (GO): protein phosphorylation
Molecular function (GO): ATP binding; protein kinase activity
Source: RefSeq, a predicted model, not a curated record